AUGCCUGGUGUUGUCGAUACGCCCGUCGGGGCUGCGGCACCUGCUUGGGAUCUAGGAUUCAGUGUCGGGCAUCAAAAGGUCGAGCUCGAUAUCGAUUUGGCCAGCAAAAGCCUGAAGGGCAAUACAGAAAUCACCAUUCACCCACACAGGCAAGACCUAGGAACCAUCUGGUUAAAUUUUCGGCAAGGCGAGAUCAAGCGACUCAGUGUCAACGGCAAACAGGCCACAGCGAAAUACUCUGAUCCCUACGAAUCUAUCCAACUCUACGGACCCCAUUACCAUGAACGCUUAGUCCCAAAGCUCGACAGUCUACUUCAAACUCCUCCGAAGCCCACGCUCGCCAUAACGAUUCCCAAAAACGUUCGAAUCGACGAGCUGGACCCAUCUUCAGCUGAAGCUCAAGACCAGAUCGCUCUUCAAUCUAUAGCCGGUGAUGUGGACGGGCCAGGAGGUUCGAGGGCGCAAGAAGCGACUCUCCCGCGAUUCGCAGCUCUCACGGUGAACCUUGAAUUCGCCAUUGAUAGCAUUCGCGAUGGUUUACAAUUCGUGGGCGUUGAGCAUGGCGAUCGCCGUUAUCCACAUGCCUACACAACCAACUCGCUCGAGUCUGGUAUCGGAUGUCCCUUGUUUCCAUGCGUCGAUGAUACGUCCUCGAGAUGCACAUGGGAGUUUUCGAUAACUUGCCCCAGCUCGCUCGGUGGUGUGUUUGACCGCAAGUCCCGCUCACGGCCGCAGAACGCCCAACUUUCUGCCGACGACGAGGGCCUGGAUAUGUCCGUGGUUUGCUCCGGUGACCUGACUGAUGACAUUGUCGAUCCUAAAGAUCCCAGUCGCAAAACGGUCUCAUUUGCGUCAUACUCGCCUUUAGGGGCUCAACAAAUCGGGUUCGCUAUUGGCCCAUUCGAGUAUGUCAACCUUGCCGACUUCCGUGAGAGUGACCAGGACGAACAGCUUGGACAAAACGCAAUUCCUUUACACGCAUUUUGUCUCCCAGGUCGAGCAGAUGAAGUCCAGAAUACGAGCUUCCCCAUGGCACAGGCUAUCGAUUUCUUCUCGUUGUCUUAUGGAUCCUACCCGUUUGCCAGCUACAAGAUCUGUUUCGUGGAUGACGUCCCCACUGACAGUCUUCCCACUGCCUGCAUGUCAAUUUGCAGCAAUCAUCUCCUUUUCCCAGCAGAGAUGAUCGAUCCCAUGUAUGAAUCGACACGAACACUGGUGCACGGUCUGGCUUGCCAGUGGUCCGGCAUCAAUAUCAUUCCAAAUGAGCCAGCGGAUACAUGGGUAACAGUGGGUGUGGCAUGGUUUAUCACAGACACAUUUAUGAAGCACCUUUGUGGCAAUAACGAAUAUCGAUUCAGACUCAAACAAAUGUCUGACCGAGUCUGCGAAUUGGACUUCGAACGUCCUUCGAUUUACGAUAUGGGCAACAUCCUCAAGGUUGACCCCUCUGAAUACCGCUUCGUUGCACUGAAGGCACCUUUGGUUCUGUGGAUCCUCGAUCGCCGACUAACCAAGGCUAGUGGAAAGCCCACGAUGUCUCGCAUUGUUACUCGACUGUUCCUAAACUCUCGCAUGGGCGAUAUGCCCAACGGAGCUGUCACCUCAUCUCUCUUCCAGAAAACUUGUGAACGACUGGGUCACGCUAAGUUGGAUGUUUUCUUCCAACAAUGGGUAUACGGCGCAGGGUGCCCGCGGUUCACGGCUAGUCAGCGGUUUAACAAGAAAAAGCUAGUUGUGGAGAUGAUGAUCCGACAGAUCCAGGCUGAGCAACAGCCUCCACGAGAUCUUGAGAAGGACACAUUCCUACGUGACGUCAAAGAAGAAGUUCGGCAUGUCUACGCCGGUGCAGUACAACCGGUGUUCACGGGAUCAAUGACACUCCGAAUUCACGAAGCCGAUGGCACACCAUAUGAACAUAUCGUUGAGAUUAAGGAGGGAGUGACGAAGUUCGACAUUCCGUACAAUACCAAGUAUAAAAGGCUUAAGCGCAACAAGAAGCAGAGAGAGCGGGCUGUGGCAUCUGGAGAUGCCGAGGUUCAGGAAGAAGUUCUCCUUUACUGUCUGGGAGACGUUCUCCAAACAGAGGAAGAGGCACAAUCUUGGCGUCUGGCUGACUGGACAAAAGAGGACGAAGAGCGAAUGGGACAGGAAUCUUACGAGUGGAUUCGUAUGGAUGCAGACUUUGAGUGGAUCUGCAAACUGUCUCUCGGUAUGCCAGGUUAUAUGUACCUGUCACAGCUACAACAGGAUCGAGAUGUCGUGGCACAGCUUGAGUCCUUGCAAUAUAUGGCCGCCCAACGAGAACAUCCUCUAAUUUCCACAAUUUUCGUUCGAACUCUGAUGGACAGUCGGUACUUCCACGGUAUUCGUGUCACGGCAGCUCGCGCGUUGGUGAAGCAUGCGAAAGAUGAGGUUGACUGGGUAGGCUUGUAUCAUCUUGAAACGGCAUUCCAGGAGCUUUUCUGUCUUCCGGGUUCGCCCAUGACGCGUUCGAACGACUUCUCUGACCGAGCAGCCUACAUCUUGCAACAAGUCAUUCCCGAUGCCAUCUCCAAAGUGCGCGACAAUAGUGGAAAGACUCCUCUGCGGGUGAAACGGUUCCUCUUCGACAAACUGAAGUUUAACGACAACUCCAAUAAUGAGUACUCUGACAACUUCUACGUCGCGUCACUUAUGAAGUCUCUGUGUCACGCAAUGCUUGGCAGGAACGAAUCUCGGAAUGAUGAAGAACUGGAUCAUUUCGAUAUGGAACGCGUUCUUGAGACUCAGGCCGAGGAACAGCUUGAGAAAGAUGCUAUCGCCGAAUUCGAUCGCUAUCGGCGAAUGGAUGAAUGGUCCAGCUCAUUCCAGAAUCUAUAUUCCCGAGCUGCAUUGCAUUGCCAGGCGCAACUGAUGCAAGCGAAGAUAAUCAACGUGGAUCUAAUGCGUUUCCUCCCCUACACACGGGCAGGAACGUACGACCUCCUGCGGAUUCAGGCGUUCCAGUGUCUGGUGGACCUAGACAUUGGCCAAAGCCCUGAGCUUCUGCGGUGGCUCAUGUAUACGUUGUCGACGGAUUCCUCGGCCUGGAUUCGCCAUCAGAGCCUGGGUCUGCUAGGACAGGCCUUGGCACAAGUUGCCUUCGGUCGUCCCCAACAACCAGAAGGCGCACAGACAGACGGUCUGAUCAUUGAACAAGAGUCCACCACGGAAGUCCGCCGGGACGACAUCGCGAGACGACAGACUAUUCCUGGUGCUAUUGAAGCUCUGAAGCGAGAGCUUUCUCUCGAUGGAUCCAUGAAGGAGUAUAUGUGGGCCGCAUGCAAUUCCCCAACCAUGAACCUUCUGGAACUAUCGGAGCUUACCGAUCUUUGCCGCGUGCUUUACGACCCCAUAACGUCCAAGCUUGUGCGGAUGAGACUUCCUCGAUACUGGAAUGUCAAAAAUCUGGGUCAUGGAAAAUUGCACUUUACCAAAUCCAGCACUGUCCGCAUGGGUCCAUCAAAGGGCUCUUCCAAGCGGAAACGGGAAGAGGGCAUGCCUCCGCCUUCUACUCGCAUUACCUUCAAGACGUCCAAGACUGGCACGACUCCCAGUACCCCGUCUGCCACUCCUCUUCCAAAACUCCAUAUCCCUAAUCCCUCUGCAACACCCAGUGCGACCCCCAGAACCCCGGCCGCAUCUACAACCCCUACCCCAGCCAGCGGCGGCCCGCUGAAGCUCAAACUCAAGUUCGGUUCAAGACCAACAUGA
Penicillium arizonense is the source of this 3732-nucleotide messenger RNA. RefSeq names its product transcription initiation factor TFIID subunit TAF2. NCBI's taxonomy places the organism in Eukaryota, Fungi, Ascomycota, Eurotiomycetes, Eurotiales, Aspergillaceae. The record is from RefSeq and is a predicted model, not a curated record. The coding region runs from base 1 to 3732 and encodes 1243 amino acids. Gene Ontology annotation, molecular function: chromatin binding; RNA polymerase II general transcription initiation factor activity; transcription cis-regulatory region binding. The transcript has 2 exons. Gene Ontology annotation, biological process: transcription initiation at RNA polymerase II promoter. Gene Ontology annotation, cellular component: transcription factor TFIID complex.